This is a messenger RNA of Striga hermonthica, 1053 nucleotides long. NCBI's taxonomy places the organism in Eukaryota, Viridiplantae, Streptophyta, Magnoliopsida, Lamiales, Orobanchaceae. The record is from the annotation of a GenBank genome assembly.
AUGAAUCCGCCGGCGUUCCCCGUUGGCUACGCCACCACCGGCGUCGAGGAUGCUUACAUUAGAGGAGUCCAGACCGGCCUAAACUUCCGCUCCCUACUCGACAGCGCUCCCCUCGCCGCGUACGACGGCGUCCUCCGCGCGCCUAUCACCUCCGUACCCGAGACGGCUGCGCCUCCUCCUCCUAGCCGCGUCGGAAGACUGCCGGACCUCAGCUACCUCGAUACCGCCGCCGGACUGGAGUCUGGAUUCCCGAUCGGCGACCGAUUUCGCAAAACUAGGGCCCAACAACAGCCGCGGCGGCGGUCGACGGUGCCAGAGAAGGCGAGGCUUCUCCAGAAGCUGCUGCCGUCGGAAAAGAGGAUGGACACAGCGGAGGUGCUGGAGGAGACGCACAAGUACAUCAGGUUCCUCGAGGCGCAGGUCGGCGUGCUCCGGUCCAUGCCCUGCCGCGACAACUGUCUUCAGGCGGCGGCGUCGGAGGGCGGCGUGGAUCUGGGGAGGCUCAGCAGGCAGGAGCUGCUGCAGGCGGUGGUGAACUCGCCGGCGGCGCAGGAGGUGCUCUACACCAGUGGCUGCUGCGUUUGCUCGGCCGAGCAGCUUGAGAUGAUCUACGAUCAAAACGCUGUACGACCUCCAUGCUCAGGUCUUUGGCCGCCGCUAGCGCCACAAACUCAGUUGCGUCCUCCACGCACGUCACGUGCCCUGCCCCACCGGGCCACCGACGAUGACAUCACGAACCCCCGAAAAAGCCGAAUCCAGGUCGAAGCUGCUGAUGGGGCUCGCCUUUCUGCCGACCCUUGCAUCCACCGUCAAUGCUCAAACUUGAAAGAUCCCCCCGAUGGGAAUCUGUCGGCGAUCACCAAUCUGGAGGUCCAAGGCUUUGACACCGCCGAAGUUCUGGGUUCUGACCGAGCUGCAAAAGACUAUUGGACAAUGCUGCAAAUCAAGACCAAAAAAAUGAAGAUGGUGAAGAGGACAAUUUCCAUAAAUUCAAUUAGGUCUAGAGGGCAAAAUAGGGAUUUUAGAAGAAUCUUAUUAAUUAGUUUCCCAUGA